GUUUUUUUAUACGAUGUGUGGGGUUUUGGUUAACAUUAUUUGUGCUUCAUUGAAGUAAAAUUUUAGUAUUUUAUUUUCAAACUGGAUAACGCAGUGGUUGGUAGGUACCUCAGUUUUCAAGAUCAUGAAUUUGUUAACUGCGUUGUUGCUGAUAUCAAGCAAUUCGUGAAUCGCAGUCGCAAGAAUAGAAGUGUGCUGGUAUUUCCUCCAGUAAACAACUACAGACGAUUCCUUAUACACAAAGUAUCAGAGGAGUAUCCUGAAGAACUGUGCACAUUUUCUAUAGGGCAAGGCCAUGGGCGGAGGACAGUAGUGUGUUUUAAGAGACUCCUUAUAAGGGAUUUACAUCAGACAAGGCCAACAGAUGAACCUGUAAGUGAUACUUCACAGCCGGUCAAAAGACUUGGAACUAUGGGUGUAGAGUGUCAACGUGUGGCCGAUGAAGCUGCCGCUGCCCCUGCCAAAGAUAACAAUGUGAAACGAGCAAGGGCAGUGCCAACAGUUGGUAUCUAUCGGCCUCCUGCUGCCAGACGAUCAGAAGAACAGACUGCUCCUUUACCAAGAUCGGGUCCAUCAACUGUUGAGAUAAAAUGUGAUAGAACAAGGCCUGGCAGACAGCGUCGACCAGACAUCCAAGUUUAUGUGCCUCGUGCCAGACGUUUGUUAACUGGUGGACAAGACAGGAUUGCCACAUCAACAACAAGCACGCCAUCUUGCCAGGAAUCAAGUGGCCAAAACCUCAGAACGCAAGAGAAUUUGCUUUCUAAGAAUUUGACACGACCAUCACAGAAGUCAAACAGUCUCUUGCCCUCUAAGGACCAUAAGUCCAAAUCAGCAGCAUUUCAGUGCGAUAGUUUACCACUGAAUUCAGUGUCACUUGGGCCAGACCCCAAUGAAACGGAUAUGGAAGUAUCGAAGUGGACUGAGAGUAUGGGACAGGCAGGAGAAUCAAACUGCGACUUGAGCAAUUUUAGUUCCGAGGUGAACGAUGUCGAACAGUUUAAUAUGGGUGUUAAUGGGGUGAUGACGCAGCAGAUACUUGCUGAGAAAGCUUCUAGGAAGAAAGAUGUAAGAAAAAUGGAAAAUUUUGAGGUGGGGAUGGAAGAAGUUGGUGUAGGAAGGGGGAUCAUGAGUGCAAAGUGUAAAAGUUUGACGUUUGGGCGGAGGAAGCGUAGUGAAGGGCAGGUUUGGGAUUGUUUUAAUAAUAUUAAAAAUGGUAGUAGUAUUUCAGAGACUGCAUCACUUCAUUGUGGAAAAGAUAAGUGUGAUUCUGUACAGUCUAGCAACGCCCGUCAGGAGUCGGUGGCUCGCUCUGUUAACGAAAAGGAAGAAUGUGACACUACACAGUCAGUUUGCGAAGAUUCAAGACCAGUGGACUUCACAGAUAAUUUUCCAUGUGAAGUUGGCGUUGGGCGAGGUUUUACGCGUAGGGGUGGCGAUACUCCCGGACACGGCAGCCUGAACAGUCCGUUGGAAACUGAUAACGGCGUUCGAGUAUGGGAUUAUUACAGUGAAAAUGAAAAUGCAGCAAACAGUUCUCAGGACAAAAUUUCAAGCUGUGAAACGGAUAUUCCCGAGUCUUCCGAACGUAGCGGCACGUGUCAUGAUCACGAUUUUGUGAACAAGUGUUUGGACAUGUCAUUGAAUCAGGAAGAGUCAGAUUCAAUGGCGAAGAGUUCUGAUGACAGUGACCAAUUUCAAGAUUUUUCAGAUGCUGUUCAUGAAAAUGAAUUCAGUAACUCUCGUGACGAAGAGGUUCGCAAUAUUUAUGGCGAUACAAGUUCUCCGAGCUCGGUAGUUCGCGAGAAACGUGAUGGUAGCUCUGAAGACGGCGUACGUAGCAAAAAUACUUUUGUUAGCGAUGAAUGUCACAAGAAGAAUGAGAAUGAUUGUCGAGUUCAAGAAGAACAGAACAGGAAAAACAGGAGGAUAAUCAGGAGGAACUAUAUGUCGGACGUGUUGAUCAUCUCGGAACCGGUGAAGGACGUUACUCCGCUGUCAAAACAUGUUGAUUCUAGUUCGGAUAAUACUUUGUUGCCUAGCGGCGUCUUUAAUAAAAAGAAGAAAGUUCAAUGCAAAGGUGAAAAUGUUAUAAUGAAAAAUGACGGGCCACAUUCUGAAGAACAGUCAGCUGACAAGCACAAAUCAUCUCCAGUGUCCGAUUUGGUGUCGUUGAAUUUGAAUCCAGAUGAAUGCACAUGGGAUAUGAUGUUUGAUGACGAUGGGGAAUGCCUUGAUCCAAAAUUGAUGGAAGAACUUACAAAAUCUGUUGGGUCAGUAACAAUUGAAAAGCCUCAGUCAGAUUACCGCAGCUUUCAGAGUCACGUCGAGUUAGUGGGUGGAACGGACGACGAGUUCUCUCACGUGCUUGAGAUCUACAACUUCCCUGCUGAAUUUAAAACGAAUGACUUGUGCGCUGUGUUCUCUCCCUAUAUGAAGAGGGGUUUCGAGAUUAAAUGGGUUGACGAUACGCAUGCCCUGGGUGUGUUCAGCAGCUCUGUAGUUGCUGCUGAAGUACUAGCGGCACAUCAUCCGUUUGUCAAAACACGACCAUUACACGAAGCGACUCACGAGUCUCGGAUGAAAGCCCGUCGAUCGGCCGAGUUCCUGCAGCCGUGCCGUGUCCGACCAGAGACGUGCGCAGCUCUUGCGCGCAGACUGGUUACAGGAGCUCUCGGUGUGCGACUUAACACGUCGCGCGAAGAGCGAGAGGCAGAACGUAAGAUCCUCAGUGAAGCAAGAGAGAAGAAGAAGUUGGCAGCAAGACAAAGGGAUGAAGCGUGGGAAGGGACAUUGGGUGAGAAGUGAGCGUUGUGAACGACUAUUACACGUCUCCUUGAAAACUACGCAGUACGGUAGGUAACGCAGCAAUUCCGUACAUGUUGCGUACUUAAUUUACAUAUUUACUACAGAAUAUUUUUAUUAAUGUGAAAUAACAUGAAAAAGUCAAAAUACUUCAUGUUUUUUCUUUAAGUUUUAAUUUGUUUUAAAUUGUAGUUUGGAAGAAUAAUUCAGUGAUGUUGUGGUAUAACAAUUUUCACUUGCUGUUUGCUCGUUGAAAUUGUUCUUGUCCAGCUCGAUAUUUUAGCCGCUGGGAACCGGAUCAUUAUUUGAUGGAUUCGGUUAAUUUAUGUUGGCGGUAGAUAAAAGUUACCAUUGAUUUUAUGAGGUAUAAUUAAUGUGUUUGUGAUUUUUCAUUUGUUUUAGUAGAAGAAAGAGUAACUGUGAUAACUACAUGUGUAUAAAUUAAUAAAUAGGAAGUUUUAAUUCAGACAUGUUUGCAGAUAAGAAGCCCACAGAAGGUGCAAUAGUUAAAAAAAAUUUGAUUGAAUAUAUGCAAUAUGCAAACCUUGAAACGGUUCCACUGCUUACGUAUUCUUGAGCAUAUGGGACUUUUGAGUUCAGAAAUUUUAAAUCUCGUAUCUCAUCCUUUCUCGUAUCUGUACAGUGUAAAUAAACUUGAGAAGCUUUGAAGGCAUUAUUCGCUAUGCGUCCACAAAACUUUUUAAAAGAGCAUUAAUGCUCAUAAAUAUUAUUUUCCUAACUACUUUUUAAAAUUUAUAUAUAUAUAUUUCUCCAGUACAGAUUCAAUUAUCUGGUGUUCCAGAACAAAAGAUUAAUUAUUGUAACGCCCAAAGCGUGCAGCUCGUUCCGUGUUUGAGUCGCCUGUUAAUAAGGAAGUACCACUUAUUGUUCUACUAUACAUCACAAGUGAGCAGUUUCGAGGGAAUUAAAUUAUGCUUCCUUUUGAGGCAAACUGUGACUAGACUGGAAUAGGACGCGCCUAAAAAGAAAAUCUUCCACAGGAACUUCCUGGAAUCUGCCUCUUCCUAAAUGACUGUCAUCGUAAUUAUUCAUGUUUCAUAAAUUUUAUAGAUAUGAUAAAGCUUAUCAGCCCAGACCUGAUUAUGAGCUAAAGAAAGAUAAUGAAAGGAAGGAAAUAAUCUGUGCCCCAGCAUCUCAUUUUUGCAUAAAAUCCACCAUCAGGUGACGUACAUGGUUUGGAAAGAAUUGUGCUAAUUUUUAAUUUAAUUUGUGCGCUUUAGAAUUUGAGGUUGAAACCGUUUUGAGUUUUAGAAUAUGUUGACUGUAAAGAAAGUUUGAACGCUUUAUUUUAGGGUAUAAUUAUUUAGUACUGAUUGGUUAGUACUAAAUCAUUAACAUUUUAAUGAAUCUGAAUUAAUUUUCCCAUGUUGUAAUUUUGAAAUGUGUCUCUGUAUGUCGGUGAUGUAAUGGGGUGUGAGGUUCGAAGCUAAAGUGC
Zootermopsis nevadensis is the source of this 4261-nucleotide messenger RNA. RefSeq lists its product as uncharacterized. NCBI's taxonomy places the organism in Eukaryota, Metazoa, Arthropoda, Insecta, Blattodea, Termopsidae. Gene Ontology annotation, molecular function: nucleic acid binding. The record is from RefSeq and is a predicted model, not a curated record.